Symbiodinium necroappetens is the source of this 1704-nucleotide messenger RNA. The record is from the annotation of a GenBank genome assembly. Lineage: Eukaryota; Dinophyceae; Suessiales; Symbiodiniaceae.
AUGGCGGUGUGCUUUGAAGGUGACCCAAGCUCGGUGCACGAAACCGCUCAGUACAAGUAUGUCGGUGAGAACCGUGGUGCCUACUCCCAGGCCUCUCAAGUGCAGUACGUUGGUGCCGGACGUGGCAACCUCGAAGAAGUGAAGACGAGCCGAAGCGCUUGGAGGUUCAGGGGAGAAUGCAUCGCCAUCCUUGCAGCGCUGCUGCUCUUCGCCUUCGGCUUGCUGUUGUGGCGGCUCUUCUUCUGGGAUGCGGUUCCAGUUGGAGCGGACGACACAGCACCACCAGUGCCGAGCUACGAUCGAUUCGACUGCUACGGAGGCUACCACGAUUGGAUGCACAUGUGGGGAGAGCAGCAGCAGAAAUACUGCUGCAUGCACUUUGGCCGGGCUUGCCCUCUGCAUGCAAAGCCACCGAAGGUGAUCUAUCACCAUGUGCCCGUGUAUGGCCAGCCUGAGACCAGGGUCGUGCAUGUACCUGUGCCGGCUCCGGCGCGCAGUCAUGUGGUCUACCAUUACGUUCACGAGCAACCACGCCAACCACGCUUCCGCUACAACUGCAACGAGGGCUUCUCGAACUGGUACUUCGGCUGGUCGGACCACAAGAAGGGAUGGUGCUGCUCUCACCAGAAUCUCGGUUGCCCCGGCACCUGGCAUGGAAGCUACCAUCUGAGCAAGCACGUGAUGCACGGCAUUGGCCAUGCUGUAGGGCACAUCUAUGACUGCGAAGCCGGGUACUCCAACUGGAUGCAAGGGUGGUCGGACUCCAAGAAGGACUGGUGCUGCUCGCAUGAGCAGAAGGGCUGCGUCAAGUACCACUGCACCGGGGAAGAGGUUUCCUGGCAUGCGGACAAGUCGGAGUGGUGCUGCGCGCACUUCCAGAAGGGCUGCCCCCAUACGACGAUGUCACCGAUGAAGUGCGAGACGCCCUGUGAGAUCCACGGAGAGACAAACACCUGCAAGAACCGCAUCCAUUGGACACGAGACCACGUCUUCGGAGACAAGGAGAACAAAUGCUCUCUUGCCUACAGCAAGGUGCAGGUGGAGUGCGACGUGUGCCGAUCUUGCUCUAUCCAGGAGGCAGGCUGUGAAGUGCACAUCGGGUCGGGCUCGCUGCCCUUCGACUGCAACGCGGCCAUCAACAACUUCUUCAGGGCUUGGUCCCCGGAGAAGAAGCACUGGUGCUGCACCAAGCAGGGAAAGGGCUGCGAGGGCCACCACCCGCCUUCCGUCGAUGCCGGCUACGGCAUGGUCUGGAAGCACGUCCAGGUGAACGGCUACUGGACCUGGACGGCAGUGCACGGCCACGGCCACGCCAGCAUGCCCUACGACUGCCACGCCGGCAUGCACAACUGGCGUACCGGCUGGUCCCCGGGCAAGAAGGGCUGGUGCUGCUCCAACCAACACCUUGGAUGCGAAGGCGGAGCCGCCGCCGGAGGAGGUGUGGCAGGAGGCAGCGUCGUCGUGCACCACGUCGUCCACCACGGCGGUGGCUUUUACAACCACGCGCAUCCCCCGUCCGCUGCGGGCAGCGGCAUGAUGUGGAGCUGGAGCACCGCCGGAGGCGGAGGCGGACACUGGGUGCAAGUCAGCUCGCACGGGCACCUGCCCUUCAACUGCUUGGCUGGCGUCGCCAACUGGCAAGCGGGCUGGUCCCAUCCCAAGCAGGUCUGGUGCUGCAACCACUUCGGCAACUCCUGCGCCUGA